ACGGCAACGCUUCUUUUCAAUCAACAUUUCUUCCUCAUCCUCUCUUAACCAUUUUAGCUGUAAGACUAACAUCUCUCUUCUUAGAUUCUAUUUCGUCUCUUCAUCAGUUUUUCUUUGAAAUAUUGGAAACUGCAACAAUCUUUAUUGAAUCAAGUCUUCCUCAUCUUCACCACCCUUUUUGUAAGUGGAUUUGGUGUGUCAAGGAGCAAGAACUAAAAAACCAAGUUAAGAAGAAAGAAAAUGUCGGGUGUGUCUCUAGCAGCGUCUCGUCCAGCAGCAUCAUCAGUGGCAGAACAAAAGGUGCCACCAGCGGGCACAAAGGCUAAAGCUCGAGCAGAAGAGGCACCACUCGGUGGCAUGAUGGGUUCACUUCGCGUGAUAGAGCUCCAGCUCGUGGCCUUCAUAUUAGUGUUCUCAGCAAGUGGUCUUGUCCCACUCCUUGACCUAGUUUUCCCUGCACUUGCUUCUGCAUACAUCUUGGCACUUGCACGCUUCGCAUUUCCUUCAACAUCUUCUUCUUCGGGUUCACCUGAGAUCUUCAGAGGAAGCAGAAUGUUCCGCAUGUACGUUGUUGUUGGGACCACUGUGGGGCUGUUCUUGCCUCUGGCUUACGUGCUUGGAGGGUUUGCGAGAGGGGAUGAGCAUGCAGUGCGUUCAGCUACUCCUCAUUUGUUUUUGCUGGCGUUUCAGAUAUUGACUGAGAACAUCAUUGCUGGGUUGUCUUUGUUUUCGCCACCAGUGAGGGCGUUGGUUCCAAUGAUGUAUACGGUUAGGAGGAUCUUUGUGGAUAUUGAUUGGACUCGGGAUGUGUGGCUCAACAAGACUUUGCCUGCUAAUGCCAGCUUUCAGGAGUCGGCAUGGUUUUGGUUCGGGAAGGGUCUGGCAGUGGCUAAUUUGGUUUAUUUCUCUAGCAAUCUAUUUGGGUUCUUGAUACCCAGGUUCCUUCCAAGAGCUUUUGAGAGAUAUUUCCAAGAGAAAGGAGAGAUCCAUGCUAAGUCAGCAGAGGAUAAGCGAUCUGUGUUACUCAACAAAUCUCAAUUACCAGAAAAGAAGACAGAUUAAUUAUGACCUAUAGCCAAUUUUACUUUACUUGCAACUUUUAACACAAGCAUUUUUUUUCCCUUAGAAAUGAAUGUGUAUGAUGGUCAUGUGUGAGCCUAGCCUGGACUUAAAAAUGAAUGUGUAGGAUGAUCAUGUGUGAGCCUAGCCUGGACUUGAAAUCUGCUCUACGUUACAGUAAUGAAACUAUGUUUUUCGUUGGAUAAA
Molecule: messenger RNA, 1266 nt
Organism: Cajanus cajan (pigeon pea)
Lineage: Eukaryota; Viridiplantae; Streptophyta; Magnoliopsida; Fabales; Fabaceae
Source: RefSeq, a predicted model, not a curated record